Messenger RNA from Leptopilina heterotoma, 1838 nucleotides. Its product is annotated as venom serine protease 34-like. The record is from RefSeq and is a predicted model, not a curated record. NCBI's taxonomy places the organism in Eukaryota, Metazoa, Arthropoda, Insecta, Hymenoptera, Figitidae. Gene Ontology annotation, molecular function: serine-type endopeptidase activity. The transcript is spliced from 8 exons. Gene Ontology annotation, biological process: proteolysis. Bases 439 to 1623 code for a protein of 394 amino acids.
UGAGAGCACGAUGCAUCCAAUAAAUGUCAAUGAGAGAGUAAUGUAGGAUUGCAAUAAAGGAAAAUUUCGACAGUUUUCAAAAAAUGUCACGCAAGUCAAAUACAUAUCUUGAACCAAAAGAAAAAUAAAUAAAUAAAGAAGAACUCUAAAAUCAAGCGAGUGGCUAUUUUGUUUUUUCUUUGUUUAAUAAUAGCGCAAUAAAAAUUAAUAAAAAUCUCAAUUUUUAUUUUUGAAACCUUUAUUAUUAUUUAAGAAUUAAGCCAAUAUAGCACUUGUGUUUAUUUCUCUUUUAAUACUGGUAAACGAUAUAUAUAAAUUCAAGAUAAGGCGGUAGCUUUUUUUUGAAGGAAACAAGGGUUUUCCGUAUAUUAAAGUCAUUGUAAGAGGAUAAAAAGCAAAAAAAAAUUUUUUAAAGAUUAUUUUUCAAUUGGCACUACGAUGAAUCAAUUAAAAAUUUUAAUCUUCCUGGGCAUUUUGCUAAUUUUUGGCCACACAAUUGAUGCAGUUGAUCCAAAUUGUUUUUUCCAAAUGGAUAUAUUGCCGGGUCGGAUGUAUUACAUAGCUAGUCCUAAUUAUCCCAAUCGUUAUGCGGGAGCAAAUUCUUGCCGAUGGAAUAUUAGAGGUGCAUCUCAACUUCGCGUAAAUUGUGAAGUAUUUGAAGUUCCCUCGAGUAAUGAUUGCGCUUUGGAUCAAGUUCUCAUGUACAUGAGUCCAGGACAGGGUCCAUUACGAUUAUGUGGUGAAGGACGAUUCAGUCGAGAUACACAAGGUCCAGAGAUGGUGGUCACUUUUCAAAGUGCCAGGAAUACGCCAGGAGGUAGAUUUGCAUGUUACAUACAAGCAAUUUCACCACAGCAAAAUUGUAGAUGCGGAUGGAAAAAGCCGAUGAGAAUAGUUGGUGGUGAAAAUGCUGGAUUGAAUGAAUUUCCAAUGAUGGCAGGAAUUGUUGACGGAAGACUAUCACAAGUUUAUUGCGGUGGAACAAUAAUUUCCGUUAGACAUGUUUUAUCAGCUGCUCACUGUGUCAUGAACAGAGACCCUUCAAAUAUGGGAGUGCUUAUUGGUGAUCAUGAUAUUUCAACUGGUCGUGAUACAAACUCAACGCUUUUCAAAGUCUUGCAAUAUGCUAUGCAUCCCUCAUUUGUAUCAACUGUACGAAACAGUCCAUAUGAUAUUAGCGUUAUAACAAUCAUAGGCUUGAUGAGAUUCACCAAUGAAAUUGGACCAGCAUGUCUUCCAUUUCAACAUAGUCGAGAUAGUUUUAGUGGAGCUGUUGUUCAUAUUUUAGGUUGGGGUACUGUUGAAUUCGGUGGAGGUACUUCAAACAUUUUACAAAAAGCAAGAGUGAGUGUUAUCAAUCUUUCGCAAUGCAGAAACACAUUCCCUAAUGUACUGGAUAAUCAAAUGUGCACAUUUGCAUCUGGCAGAGAUGCAUGCCAGUUUGACAGUGGUGGUCCAGCUUUAUGGCAAAAUCCAUCAACCGGUAGACUCGUGACUGUUGGAAUUAUUAGUUAUGGAAUUGCAUGCGGUACAGCAAAUCCUUCAGUAAAUACUCGUGUGGGUGCUUUUGUAGACUGGAUUCUGUCCGUGACGCCAGAUGCUGAUUAUUGCAGAGCUGAAUAAUAUUCAACAAAGGCUGUUCUUAAGUACCUGAUUUUAUUUACAUUCUAUACAAAUAAAGAAUUUCUAAACUAUAAUUGAUGUUUGUUAUUUGUUAUUUAUUAUUUCGUAUUUUAGUAUUUGUUUUGAAUAUUAUUUUAUAAUAGAAUAUUUAAAAAUUGUUAAUCAUUAAAUGAAUUUCAAGUAGUAAUAAUAGUCACCGAGUUUACUAAAAAGAU